AUGCGAGUCGCCGUUGUAGGCGCCGGACUCGUCGGCGUCGCAACGGCACACUACUUCGCUACCCGGUACACUGGUUUGGUCACCCGAUUGGAAGUUUUUGAAAAGUCGCAACACAUAGCAGGAGAACAGUCCGGUCACAACUCCGGUGUUAUACACGCCGGAAUCGGCUACGCGCCCGGCUCGUUCAAAGGUCGUCUCUGCGUCCUGGGUGCACGUCACAUCUACGAGUUCUGCGAGUCGCCCGCAGGGCAACGAGUUCCUGUACGACGAGCGGGCAAGUACAUUGUCGCGCGGAACGAAGCUGAGGCUGGACGACUGGCCGAAAUCUUUACAAACGCAGUGGCGAACGGCGUUCAGGGGCUGGAGCUCCUCGAUGGCGUCCCCUUGCCAAGUGUUCGUGCUGUGCGAAGCCUCUAUUCGCCGAAUACUGGAGUGAUUGACUAUCCGGCUCUCGCCCGAGCGCUUGUCGCAGAUGCCGCUGAACGCCUAGGUGACCGCUUUACCCUACGCUUGGGCACUGAGGUUCCACUGAGAGCACUCGAACCAGACGCAGAGACACACCCGCGAUGGGCGGUAGACGCGCGAGCCUGGUAUCAGCAUUGGGACUGGGUUUUUGUAUGUGUUGGCGGGAGCACGCUGCCGACGACGCAGCUGCGCAUUCUUCCGGUAAAGGGCCAGUAUUUCGAGCUUCGUCCCGACGCAAUCCAGCGCUUGGGGCUCAGCCGAUGCAACAUCUACCCGGUCCCAGACAAGCGUUACCCGUUUGCGGGCGUUCACUUCACGCCUUCCGUUGAUGGGCGUCGCGUAUGGGUUGGGCCAACAGCAACCCUGGCUGGAUGGCCACCAAUUCAGUACCCGGGCUUUUGGCGGCUCGUACAGCAGCACUGGCGAUUCGGCCUGAGCCAAUGGUGGCAAGAAAACGCGCCGCUCGCGCUCUGGCGAGCGCUGCGUGGCAUGGUGCCAGACCUUGGUCCACACGACCUUGAACGCUCAUUCUACGGUGUUCGAGCACAAGCGCUAACCCGUGAUGGCACGCUUCUAAAUGAUUUUCAUUUCGAGCGCCAUCGGAAUGUUGUGCACGUGCGAAACGCCCCAUCGCCAGCAGCGACAUCGUCGAUGGCCAUUGCGGAAUACCUCGUAGAAGGCGCACUCCAGGGAAGCAUGAGCGAGACCGCUUCCUGA
Molecule: messenger RNA, 1182 nt
Organism: Cyanidioschyzon merolae strain 10D
Lineage: Eukaryota; Rhodophyta; Bangiophyceae; Cyanidiales; Cyanidiaceae
Product: probable aminobutyraldehyde dehydrogenase
Exons: 1
Coding region: 1-1182 (393 amino acids)
Molecular function (GO): (S)-2-hydroxyglutarate dehydrogenase activity; (S)-2-hydroxy-acid oxidase activity
Source: RefSeq, a predicted model, not a curated record